Molecule: messenger RNA, 881 nt
Organism: Phyllotreta striolata
Lineage: Eukaryota; Metazoa; Arthropoda; Insecta; Coleoptera; Chrysomelidae
Source: the annotation of a GenBank genome assembly
AUCGGCCUGCUUUGACGCGAUACUAGGCGAUAACAAAAUUAUAAAUUUCAACGUUAAAUGUCACAGAAAAAUCGCAUAAAUCUAUAUCAAAAUUAGCCGUUUUCGCGCGGAAUUUUCGAUAAAAAAACGUUUCGAAACAAUUUAAAAAACAUGUUGAAUUCAAUGGGGGACGGCGCCGUUCAAAAUCUGAUCGAAGAUCGAAAAUACCGGAUGAGUCUGAUCGGUAAGAUAUACGAAAUGAAAAACUACGCGAACCAGAUGAAAUUCCAGCUGAACAACGAGAAAAACUUGCUGGAGAAAGAGCGGACGAACAUCAGGAAUUACUUGAAAAGCGAGACGAACAAAGAGAGAAACUCGAUGGAAAAAGAGACGGCGGCCGUUUGGGAAUACCUGGAAAAUCGCGUUAGGGAAAGCGAGGAAAACGUGCCCGAAUACAUUGGAAUCGAGCCGGAUAACACGGACGUCAUUUACGAAAAUCAGUACGCCGACGGCCGUUUGGCGGGCGCGCCUGAUGACGGAACGCCGUACCGAAACGUCGGCGACGGCGAGAAGGGCGUCGCGGCGCCGCAGUCGCGUCUCAUGAAGGACAUCGAGGACGAGUGCGACGCGGAAUUGAGGAAAAUCGACGAUUACAUAGCGGGCAUCAGGAAGAUGAAGAGCUAUUGCGAGAGUAACGCGGACAAAUUCGCGUGACCGAUGGAGAAAAUGUGGGUGAUUGUGAGUUUUUUUUUGUACAAUGUGUGGUUUUUAAUAAAUUUUUGAAAUUUGGUUCUUUUUUGUCUUUUUUUUUUUAAUGUUUCGUACGGAAAGAGGGUACAGGGAGUCUCGAACGAGACACCUGUCAUUUGGCUGUUCUAAAUUGGUUGUUAUGGAGUAACUAA